Molecule: messenger RNA, 1853 nt
Organism: Racocetra persica
Lineage: Eukaryota; Fungi; Glomeromycota; Glomeromycetes; Diversisporales; Gigasporaceae
Source: the annotation of a GenBank genome assembly
GAUAUUGCCUAAGGGGGCAUAUUCUAAAUUGUUUCCAUCUGCCGAAAAUUAUGUUAAAGAAUAUAAAAUGCGAUAUGGAUCAUCAGAUAAUAAUAUAGAUGACGACGAUUGGCACAAAUCUCAAUCUAUUAAUGAUAAAAAGACUGGUACAAUAGUUGCGUUGAAAAGUGUUCAAGAUUUAUCAACAAUAAGCGAAUGGAAAUUUAAUUUACGACUUUUUAAAGAAGCACAUGUUUCGCAAUCAUCUAUGGAGACUUUCGUGUCAGAAGAAUCCUUGUUUCCAGCUUUUGGUGUCACACAAGAUCCGAAAACAUUGGCAUAUUUUAUUGUAAUGCCUUACAGUCAAAAAGGAAAUUUAAGAGAUAAUUUAGGACAGAUUUCCAAGUUGAAUUGGAAAACUAGAUUAGAGUAUUUAUUAAUGAUUAUCAAUGGAAUUGUUGGAAUUCAUAGAUCUAACCAACAUAAAAGACCAAUGGCUGAGGAUGUGAAAAUGAAUAUCAUUGCUUGGUUAUUUUAUUAUUAUUUUGAUGAUGAAAUUAAUAGUCUUAGUAAUGAAGGAUUUAAGAAUACAUUCUUACAGUUUCUAAAUGCAGACAAACUUUUAAAGUCUAAAGAAGAAAUAAAUCCAACUUUAAUUCGCCAUCCUAAAGCAUAUCAUAUUAGUCGGCUUAUUUAUUUUCCUGAAUUGAAAGCUCAUUUUGAUUCUGAAUAUGGCCUCUGUCCGGAUUGCAAUCAACAAAAUACGUCUGAUAAUUGGUGUAAGCCUUACUCACAACUUACUGGCGAAAGUAGAUUUUUAGAAUGGAUUCCAUAUGAAAAUUUAAAAAAUGUUACAUACGCUGCUGAGGGUGGUUUUAGUACUGUAUAUAAAGCUAUUUGGGUUGAUGGAAGUAUUCAAAAUUGGGAUCGUCGUAUCGUUGCAUUAAAACGUCUUCAUAAUUCUUCAACUAUUGAUGGCAACUUCCUAGAAGAGACUUAUGCUUGGGAUGAUUUGACUAGUGGAGAAUGUAUUACUCCAAGAGAUGUCCCGUCAAGUAGUCCUUUAGGUUGUUUUAUUUUGAAUAAUGGUUCUUCAGACAACCUGAAUGGUCUUUCGAACUUGGGUUUUCCUCCUGUUUAUAAAGACCGUUAUGGAUUCAUAAUGGAUCCAGGAUUGUGCAUCACCAGAUGCACUGACUAUCUCUUCGAGGUUGCCGCCCUCAAGAAUGGCAACCAGUGUCAAUGCGGCAGCAAAAGUAACUUAGUAACAUCAUAUACUAAAGUAAAUGACUCAAUUUGUAAUGUCACAUGUAUCGGUAACUCCAGUUAUUUUUGUGGGGGUAAUGAAAGCUAUACUGUUUAUGACACAAAAACUGGAAUUCUAGGUCAUCCACUACCUACUAUAAGUGCUACUGAUAAACUUGCAAUAAUCAAGAAUCUUAAUAACGAUAAUAGAUACCAACAAUGCAUUAAAGAUAGUCCCUAUUGUGAUCAGAGGGUGUUGAAUGGCACAUCAAAAGAGCUUUCAGGCAUGACGGUGGAUAAAUGCAUUGAUUUUUGUAGACAAAACAACUUUACAUAUGCAGGACUUGAGAUCGGAACGCAAUGCUUCUGUGCAAAUAAUUAUAAUCAUAUAAAUCAGAUAAGCUCAGAUGAAUGUAGUACUAGUUGUGCUGGAAAUAACCAGCAAAUUUGUGGAGGUCCUUUAGCGAUUAGUGUGUAUAGUACUUCCAAACUCAAUGAAACCAGUACUUAUAAAUCCGAAGACCCCAAGCAUCUAUUAGAGAUUAUUCUUCCUAUUGGAAGUCUUAUCUUAAUUGCCUUAAUAGCAAUUGCAAUUAUUUGGUAUCAUCGCAGAUAUAACCUACAAUUCU